UCGGCCGAGAAACAUCAAUGGGAGAGCGGAGCGGAAGAUGGCGGACCGCGAAUCGGAGGUGCAGCGCUCUCCAGGCCGGACCGCCGUCGAGGAGGGCAUGAACGCGACGGUAACGGUGGUGAACAACGGGCGGGUGCCGCAGCAACACCCGCCCAACGCGGAGAACCCGAUCGGCCAGGGUCCGAGGUGCGUCACCAUCUACAAGACGGAGACGGGCUUCGGGUUCAACGUACGCGGCCAGGUCAGCGAAGGCGGCCAGCUAAGGAGCAUCAACGGCGAGCUCUACGCGCCCCUGCAGCACGUCAGCGCGGUCCUGCCCCACGGCGCCGCCGAAAAAGCCGGCGUCCGCAAGGGCGACCGCAUUCUCGAAGUAAACAACGUCAACGUCGAGGGAGCCACGCAUAAGCAGGUGGUCGAUCUGAUCAAGUCGGGAGGCGACGUCCUCGCGCUGACCGUCAUCUCCGUGACGCCGCAGGAAGCGGAGAGGUUGGAGCCCUGCGAGGACCUCAGCUACGUCGCGGUGGACUACAGCGAGAAGAGGUCCCUGCCGAUCAGCGUGCCGGAUUACCACGUCCGGGAGAGGAAACACGAGCGCUUCGUGGUCUUCAACGUCCACAUGGCGGGACGGCAUCUGUGCUCGAGGCGAUAUCGGGAGUUCGCGGCGCUCCACAUGGCUCUAAAGAAGGAAUUCAUCGGGUUCAAUUUCCCGAAGCUGCCCGGGAAAUGGCCCUUCCAACUGAGCGAGCAGCAGCUGGACGCGCGGAGGCGAGGGCUCGAGCAGUAUCUGGAGAAAGUGUGCGCGGUCCGAGCCAUCGCCGAGAGCGACGCGAUGCAGGAGUUCCUGACCGACCGACUCGACGAGGACGGCGACCAAGGUCCGGCGGUGGACCUGAAGGUCCUUCUGCCGGAUCGCGAGGUGGUGACGGUCACGGUCGCCAAGGCCGCCUCCGUCAAGGACGUCUACGACGCGGUGUGCUGCAAAGUGGGCCUGGACGCGGAGACGGCCAAAUACUUUUACCUCUUCGAGAUCGUGGAGUACAAUUUCGAAAGAAAAUUGCAGCCCCACGAGCACCCGCACACCUUGUACAUUCAAAACUACUCCACGGCCAGCGCCACCUGCCUGGCGAUCCGGAGGUGGCUGUUCAACGUUAACAGGCCCCUGAGCGAGCAGGCGCUGACCUGGAUCUUCUGGCAGACGGUGGACGAGGUCAACCGAGGCCACGUGGUCGCUGGGGAGAGACUCUAUCAACUGAAGGCCCUUCAGGACGCCUCGAGGAAGCACGAGUACCUGAAACUGGCGAGGGAGUUGAGCGGAUACGGCGACGUGGUGUUCCCUCAUUGCGCCUGCGACUCGAGGAAGGAGGGCCACGUGGUGGCGGCGGUCGGAACGGCGGCCUUCAAGUUACACGCCGUGAAGGAGGACGGCACUCUGGAGUCCCUGGUCGUCGAGUUCCAGUGGAGCACCGUCACCAGGUGGGAGGUGGACGAGGAGGGGAUGGCCUUUUGUUUCCAGUACACCCGUCAAGAGAAUCGGCCGCCGCGCUGGAUCAAGGUCUUCACCCCUUACUAUACGUUCCUUUCGGACUGCUUCGACCGAAUAGCCGAAGAAGCCAAGUGGGACGACCCGGGGGAAUGACGGACCAUCCGAUACUGAGAACACUCGUAUCGUCCACCCGGUGGGUUCGAGGUCCACGCGCGUCGCCAGCAGCUUCGUUACGAGUGUCGAUCGGUAGAUGAUUAGUCGUCCGUUUCGGUCUGAUAUCCUCGGGACUCUCUUCUGGCUUUAGGGAAACUUUGCCGAUUUAAGCGGCGCAUCGAUUUUCUACUAGGUGUGUGUCGGCGUAAAUGGAGUUUCGCUACCUACCUUCCCCUUUCUUUUCCCUAUCGCGCGGAUCGGAUUACCGCGAGAAAGGUAAAUAGAGAUAGGUUAGGCGCACCGUGCAACAGGUACGAUCGCGCCGUUAGCUCGCGACUUUGCCUAGUUACGAUUUCUUCUUUGGCCUACGAGUAUAUACACGAGUGUAUAUUAGAGAGAAAAAGAUAGAGUGGGUGGAUCCCUGGCGGGAGAGAGCGAGAGGGAAGACAUCUUAGUUAGCCUAAUUAUUUUCGAGAGACUCCCGACGUCCCUUUACGAAGAGAGUAGUUAAGAGAUUUACGAACGAGUAUUGACUACUAGGUUCCAGAUUAGCCUUCUCCGCGCAUUCGGGGGACCGAUAGGGUGCCCGUCAUCCGCGAACUAACCUACCCCAGACAUUCCCAAAUGUCGACAAUACCCAUCUUAACCGAUAGAGGCCGAGGUUAGGAGCGUGGUCGUAAGCGAGUAAGUUCGCCGUUCUCCUUCCGUACGUGCAGGUUUGGUUUAUCGUUUGUUAACUGUUUAAAUUAUGAUCUCGAGGAUACGGUUCGUUGGAAGCAAACGAAGUAAUCAGGCGGCAAGGUUCGUUUGUUCGACGCUCUUGAUCUCGGUCACUUCUUAACCGUCUUUACCUCUAGCUCGGUAAAUCUGUAAAUAAUAAUUAGUAGAUUUAACGUCCUUCGACAUUCCCAAAUUCUGCGAUUGGCGAGUCAGAGAUAUCAGGAAACGAGUUAUGAAUUCCCCUUUCGUGAUGCCUCGAUGCUUCGUACCACUCGUCUGCCGAUUAGAGACGAUCUUUUGUGAUAGAAUCGGCAUAGAAAUUAUUAUUUUAACUAACCAGUCAGAGUAUAAUGCAGCUAAUUUAUUGACAUGUAUAGUUAAUUUGGUGGUCCUUCUCGCGUCAUGAGUCAUCCUGUUAAUUUCGUUUAAAUCGUUCCAUGUACGUCCGAUUUGCUUAAUCGUAACGUUUGCGUCAGUUUAGGUGUAGGAGAAAAUCAUAAAUCAUUCCUGGAUGUCUGAGAUAUACGCGAAAACCGCGACCUGUUGAAAUCCUUUUCUCAGGGCGGGACGGUACGCCACUAUUGUACCUUCUCGAAUUAAUUUUCUAACAAAAGGGAUGGUAAGGAUUAGACAGGAAAGGGAAGAAUGGGGAAAAUUAAAUUUUCACGGGAGAUAGCAUCUCGGGUAUGCCGGUAAAAACGAUCAUAACGAUGACGAAGGAAACGUUAGAAGGGACAAUUUUAAAAACACUAUUCUCGGCAAAGAAAAGAUACACUUAUAUUAGAGAGCGCAAGCAAGAAGGUAAACGAUAUAGAUCUAUAUUAUAUACACAUAUAAAUAUUAUAAUUGUCGUUAAUGUUUUAAAACUUUAUCGAGACGGAAUACCGAUCGAGAGGGGUGCACGUGCAGCUGCAAGCGCGUGAUUCGGUGGUCUGUCCGGAAAGGAGGGAAACGGUUUAAAACAUUAGUAAUAAUAGGAGUAUAAUAAAAGGCGAGUGUGAAAGCGAUCGUGGGCGUCGGUGUGUUAACUAUUCGAGGAAAGUUAAAAGCAUGGCUGUGCUGCAUAUGCGAGGACUCGUACGUACGAAGCGAGGAGCGUAAGAGCGAUUACGUGAACGUGCAACCGAUAAACCAACGAUCGAGGAAGUACAAUAAUGACUUGCAACUCCGUUUCUUGAUCAACCGUGUGUCCUGAUAGCCGUUUUAAUCGAUCCGUACUUUAGCGAUUGUUGACUCGGCGGUAGGACCUUUGUGAUAGUUGAAACUUGUGUCGGGUAAUCGCGUCCUCGACGAUUUUCGCGACCCUGGUGGCUUCGCUCGAGGAGGGUACAUGGAAUUUCUGAGCAGGACGAACCCAUGGAAUCCGUCGAUUUGAAGUUGACAAAGAUAUCGCGCCUUAAUAUCCGUGUACCCUCUCAAGCGAACCAGGAGACCCCUGCUCGAAUUAAGCCGAGGUAUCAUUACUUCCCCGUACUCUUUGCAUGCCAUCGGAUGUACUCCACCCGAUGACAAGAUUUCCCCGUGACGUGGACGGGGCGAACGCACCCUUUCUGAACGGCAACUUUGUACUCGCGAAGGGGAAGAAAAGCGACUUUGGAACGGUACUCGGGCCGUCUCACCUGCAGUAUAUCGAAUUCUUAAAAGGACCUAGGAACCGUUUACGCUCGACCUCCCCGAGAAGGUUUCCAUUUCAUUCUUUUGGUAUCCCCGAACUCUAUGCCAUCGAACAACUCGGGCGAUCGGUUGUUCGAGCCCGCCAUUCGCUCUCAGCGGUAACGAACGUCAAGCUAGGUAGUCCAUAAUUUAAUUAUCUAUAUAAUACGACCAUAUCAUUACGAUUAGCCGUUUAGUCGUAAAGCAGUUUUAACGUUAACUAAUUAUAAUUACGUUACGUAGCGCCUCUUCGCUCCUCCCUUCCCGUUUCGCCCUUUAUCGUUUUCAGGACGUAUUUACCUUGCCCUCUCUCGAAAUCCAUCGCCGGACUUUACGCGUAGGGCUCUCUCACGGUGCUUACCGAGUUACAGGUCUCCAUUAAGUUUCAUACUGUAUAUCGACACCGAUGUAAAGGCAAAUAAAACAUGUCAGUGAUUCCGUA
Molecule: messenger RNA, 4451 nt
Organism: Orussus abietinus
Lineage: Eukaryota; Metazoa; Arthropoda; Insecta; Hymenoptera; Orussidae
Gene: Snx27
Product: sorting nexin-27
Exons: 7
Coding region: 38-1636 (532 amino acids)
Biological process (GO): signal transduction; intracellular protein transport
Cellular component (GO): early endosome
Molecular function (GO): phosphatidylinositol-3-phosphate binding; protein binding
Source: RefSeq, a predicted model, not a curated record